UAUGUUCAAAAUCCAUAGCUUAGAUCCCAAACCACGGCAGUUUUGCUCCUCCAUAAAAUUAAAAAAAAUAUAGGAGGACUACAUCUGUGACGUUCUAGUACUUUUGUACAGUGUAAAAGCAAAACAUGUUUUCUUUUUUGAAUAUAAACAUUUUAAAGGAAUUACAUAUACGUAUGUAUAGAUUUUACAUUAGUAAGGCAACAAUUAUGGAAAUAAAUAUACCAAUAUACCAAUAUUUUUACCAUACGAUACUCACUACCUGUAUAAAUUACAAACAACACCUAUUAAUGUCAAGUAACCAGUUCGCACGUGGUUCGGCGUCGGCGUCAGGCCGCGUCGAGUGCAGGCGCAUCUAAUAGCCCCCUCUGCGCAACCGUCGCAACGCAAUCCCUUCCGCUGUUAGCAAAGUAAAAGUACAAGCCGCUGCGUUCAUUGACUCGCCAACAACCUUACACAUAAUACGCAAACGAGUUGUAUCAAACAUCUGGAAAGUGCUAAGCUAAGCGCCUCGAAAGCUAGCUUAAAGGACAUCGUAAAUUUAUUAUGUUUAUCUAAAAGUGAAUAACCCGUCAAGAUGUCUGUGAUUCUAUUGAUCAUCGAAAUUAUUAUCAUUGCUGGCAUGGUAGUUGGAUUGUACCAGAAAAACACGAACCAAGUGUGCAAGUCAAAGAAAAGAUACGAUGGGAAGACAGUGCUAGUGACGGGCGGGACCACCGGCAUGGGGCUCGAGAUCGCCGCAGAUUUCGCUCAUAGAGGUGCCAGGGUUAUAGUCGCGUGCCCUUUUGAAGACGAAGGGCUGCACGGCCUCAAACUCAUCAUCAAGAGCUCCGGUAACACUAACGUCGUUUUCAAACUCCUCGACCUCUCAUCUUUAGAGUCCAUAAGAAAGUUUGUAGCAGACUUCUUGAAGACAGAAGACCGAUUAGACGUUCUUAUGAACAACGCCGGCGUCGGAGUACCGGGGGACUUCCUUACAAAGGACGGAAUGAACUUUAUAAUGCAAGUCAACUACUUCGGCACUUUUCUUCUGACUCUUUUACUCCUACCGCUUCUAAAGAAGACGGGGACUGCUUCGGAACCGAGUAGGAUUGUAAACACAUCAUCUGUUGUGCACAAGUUUGGAAAAGUUGAUUUUGAUAAAUGGAACAAGACUGGGUGUUGGUCCAAAACGCGUAUUUAUGGGAACAGCAAGUUGUGUCUGGUGCUCUUUACCAGAGAAUUGGCAAAGAUGUUAAAGAAUUCCAACGUGAUUGUCAACAUUGUUGAUCCGGGUGCUGUGGGGACCAAGAUUUUUAAUAAUUCUGGGGUGGCGUGGGCCAGUUUCGUGCAAUUCAUCUUUCUGAUCCUGUUUAAGCACCCUUGGGAAGGAGCGCAGACCGCUUUAUACGCUGCGACUAGUAACAGGGCGGGCCAGUACAGUGGCGAGUAUUUUAAGAACUGUCAACGCGUCCGAGCUGCCGCAUUAGCUUAUGACAAUAAACUGGCCACGAGGGUCUGGGAAGAAACAGUGAGACUUGUGAAACUAAGUGAUGAAGAACUCAAAGAGUGUUUUAGUUCGUGAAUCUAAAAUGUCCUUGUCUAAAAGUGUUGUGGCGUUCAAUAAAGUUCUAAUGAAUUCAGUGUAAUUUUCAUUCAGGAUGUUGAUGUUAAUUUCUGUUGACUUGCAAUGAAAUAGUAGCUUGUUAGUAGCAUUUAUAGCAUUCUACUUGACCCCGUUCUGCUCUAUUGGCUUAUCGAGGAGUAUGUUUGUAUGUAGGUAAGCGACGGUUGCAUGCAAUCGACGUGUGGUGUAAUGUUGACAGACAAAGUAAUUCAUG
Trichoplusia ni (cabbage looper) is the source of this 1817-nucleotide messenger RNA. Its product is annotated as retinol dehydrogenase 13-like. The record is from RefSeq and is a predicted model, not a curated record. Bases 575 to 1561 code for a protein of 328 amino acids. The transcript has a single exon. Lineage: Eukaryota; Metazoa; Arthropoda; Insecta; Lepidoptera; Noctuidae.